Letharia columbiana is the source of this 1131-nucleotide messenger RNA. RefSeq lists its product as uncharacterized. Bases 1 to 1131 code for a protein of 376 amino acids. The transcript has a single exon. The record is from RefSeq and is a predicted model, not a curated record. Lineage: Eukaryota; Fungi; Ascomycota; Lecanoromycetes; Lecanorales; Parmeliaceae.
AUGAGUGAUCGCAGCCAGCUUCGUCCAAAGAAGCGGGGCCGGUCAGCAUUCACGGAUAACACAUUCGCGCCUGAUCAGAUAUACGAUCCAGAAGACGGCCGAAGCCGGGACAUCUGGCUUUCACCAGAUCUUCCCUGUGCGACUGAUCAGAGGGACUGUCGGCGCGCCUUUGAGCGAUCUGAGGCUGUCCAUUAUCGGCGCUAUCAUCGAAAACUGUUGGGCCAUCGUAAGGCAUUCAGCCAGCCAUCCAACACCAAGAAGGCCAUAAGCGACAGUGCAAUAACCUUCCGCCUCGAAUGCCGGAGCCUACACGCCGCCUCGACUCAAUUUCUGAGAAAGAGGCGAUGGCGUGAUCGCAGCAGACAGAGCAGAGCUUGUGCGAUCACAAGACACGUAGUACACAGGCCACAGCCAAAAACCUCCGUCAGCCCAGCCAUCGGAGAAUUACGGAUCCAGGUGUUGCCCCGCAGGCAACAGCUCCCGUGUCUCAUUGGCCCCAAAGCCGGCCAAAACGCAUCUCGGAACCUAGGACCGCCUCUCUCCCCAGAAAGACGCACGUUCAGGGCGGCUACCGUCAACGGCCGUCCGAUCCGGAGGUUCCGGAAAGAGUGGGUUUCCCCCAGAAAUCGAAGAAUGCGCAGAGCUUGGAAAAGUCAGCUGAAAAGGCGUCGCUGCGGGGUCGAUGCAGGCGCGAUGCAGGCGGUAGAUCUCUUAGCUCGGGGGGGGGCUCGAAAAAAAGCCUCUGCUCUGAAUUGCAUGUUAAAGCUGUCAGAAAUCCGUGACCUCCUGAUGCCAUUCGUGAAAGAAUUGAGACCCUCGAGCAAAGUCGGCAACAUUGGCCGAGCUCUUGCAGGGAGCUUAUGCCAGGCUCUGCGGAAUGAUUUUCGUCGUAUAUUGCCCGUGAGUGGUCGGUCUUGUUUUCCGAGCCCCACAUUCCUGAGAGUGAAAUGUUUCGCAAUCUGUGGGGAAAGACCCUGCAUGUAUGCGGCUAGCAAGAUCUGGUAUAUCAGAUCAUUGGCUCGAGCGCAGCACCUCCCUGCAGGAGAGCUCUUUGGGAAUAUCAGAUCAAAUAGAUGCAAUUUCUUGAGGAAUUCAGAUCAUCCGGCAAUGGGCUGGAUUGCACUGCCAUAG